AUGGCGGCGAACUCUCAAAGAAACUCGAACACAGCAGCCAGCAGAUGCCAGAACGAGGGAAGCCCCAAGUCGGCUCCAAAUCGGCCCCAAAUCGAGUCAGCGCCAACAAUUUGUGUCGCUUUCCAGGUUCCCGUCCUCUGCAAUCGGCAGGCGUCAACUGAUUGGAUCUGUACCCAUAUCCGGUACCUUAUGGAAGGAAUGCUCUUUGCCCUUCUUUCUUCUCGAUCACAGAUACCCGUGGGUCACUCUACAAGUACAUACAUACAUUGCCUACGGCUGCCAACGUCAGGUCUGAACUCGAACGGUAUCUCCUCCGUCGUCCUCCACGCCCUCGUGGGUAUCAUUUUCUGGAGACCUGCCAGGAAAACAGUAACAACUCCAUACUCUUCAGAUGCUGUGCAGCUCUUUACAGGGGUCUGUCCGGUCCAACAUGGCAACGCCAAGACCAUGACCCUCAGCACGCCCCAGUGCAACUUCAAAGGACGGGGACUUCAUGUCCCCCGUCUGUGUACGAAUACGCCCUUCCUCCGCCGCACAGAACUCAAGGUACCUUGGGCUGUCAGUGGGACUACAGACGAUGUACCUUGCCGUUGCCACAGCCCACAGACGGGUUCUCAUCUUCCCGCCGUAUUCUGCAUAUGUCUGGCAGCGGUCGGGGUGGCUUCAGCUUACCCGUCGUACUCUAACCUCCUAUGGACCUGCGAUUCGUUCAUCAGGAAACUACAAAGUACUCAUUACGCACUUCACAGUUCCCCUUUUUUCAACGGUCCCAUCAUAAACUCAAGGGGAUCCCUUCGGCAACCUCACAUCGUCUUCCCUGUCGACGACUCUGCCUACGCGUUCGCCGCUGGUUCGGUUGCAACACAGGAGCCUGACUGUACCGACCGACACGCACACCAACGACGGGACACUGAAGCUAGAUCUCUUCCCCGCGUGGCCGUGUGCAGCCGCUUCGCAUUGCUUCAUAUCCCACCCGCAAACACCCAAUUAACUCCGUCGUCCGUUGUUCAGACUCUCACCCCUUCAUUAGGCAAACCUGACACUGUGAUGGCCGUCCGUCCGCGCUUUGGGAAUGAAUGA
Molecule: messenger RNA, 1080 nt
Organism: Colletotrichum godetiae
Lineage: Eukaryota; Fungi; Ascomycota; Sordariomycetes; Glomerellales; Glomerellaceae
Exons: 3
Coding region: 1-1080 (359 amino acids)
Source: RefSeq, a predicted model, not a curated record